AUGUUAAAAAUUUGGUCUAUGAAACAAAAACAGCAACAAGCCGAAAAUGCCGAUGGAGGUGCUGCAAAGAAGAAGAAAGUCACCGCCGCUCAGUUGCGUGUCCAGCGAGAUUUACAAGAACUCUCCCUCGGCUCAACCAUGAAAAUGACCUUCCCAAAUCCCGACGACAUCCUAAACUUCACCCUAACCAUCGAACCCGACGAAGGCAUGUACAAAGGCGGCAGCUUCAACUUUACGUUUAGUAUCAAUCAAAAUUUCCCGCAUGAUCCGCCAAAAGUGAAAUGUACACAGAAGAUAUACCACCCAAACAUCGACCUGGAGGGAAAUGUGUGUCUGAAUAUUUUGAGGGAAGAUUGGAAACCAGUGUUGAAUCUGAAUGCGGUGAUUGUGGGCAUGCAGUUUUUGUUUUUGGAGCCGAAUGCUUCGGAUCCUCUUAAUAAAGAGGCUGCGGAGGAUUUGAGGCUCAAUAGGGAAGGGUUUAAAAAGAAUGUUAAGAAUUCGAUGGCGGGUGGGAGUGUGAAGGGGGUUUCGUUUGACCGUGUUUUGCGAUGA
Molecule: messenger RNA, 552 nt
Organism: Talaromyces marneffei
Lineage: Eukaryota; Fungi; Ascomycota; Eurotiomycetes; Eurotiales; Trichocomaceae
Exons: 3
Coding region: 1-552 (183 amino acids)
Source: RefSeq, a predicted model, not a curated record